CCUGGCUUGUAGCACAUAAUGAAAAUCAAAUCUCUUUCCAGAUCUGCUGCAACACUGCAGGAGCCAGGUUCGAAUACCUCCAAGCUCCCUCGAAACCUUGAUCCCGCACAACAUCCUUUUGAGAGGGCGCGGGAAUAUACAAGGGCCCUCAAUGCCACAAAGCUCGAGCGCAUGUUUGCUGCACCUUUUGUGGCUCAGCUAGGCAAUGGGCAUGUCGAUGGCGUAUAUUGUUUGGCAAAGGAUCCAGUGUCGCUAGAACGGUUGGCCAGCGGAAGUGGUGAUGGAGUUGUCAAGGUCUGGGACCUGGCUACACGGGAUGAGAUAUGGCAUGCUCCAGCACACGAAAAUAUCGUCAAGGGCAUGUGCUGGACGUCAGAUAGAAAACUGCUUUCAUGCGCAGCUGACAAAACAAUAAAACUAUUCGACCCCUACGGUUCAGCAUCUGAGACCCCUCCGCUCGCAACGUAUUUUGGACAAUCGGCAUUCACCGGUGUUUCUCAUCAUGAAAGCCACCCCUCAUUUGCCGCAUCUUCGUCCGUAAUAUCCGUGUACGAUUUAUCUCGACCGUCCUCCACUCCCGCUCAGACCCUCCACUGGCCUACGAGCACCGACACAAUCACCUCCCUCGCCUUCAACCGGACAGAAACAUCCAUUCUCGGCUCCACAGCCACUGACCGGUCGAUCGUAUUGUAUGAUCUCCGCACGUCAUCCCCAGUUACGAAAGUGAUCCUCACUCUUGCAUCAAAUGCCAUAUCCUGGAACCCGAUGGAAGCGUUCAAUUUUGCCGUUGCAAAUGAAGACCAUAACAUAUAUAUAUUUGAUAUGAGGAAAUUGGACCGCGUACUGAACGUGCUGAAAGACCAUGUUGCGGCUGUCAUGGAUGUCGAGUUUAGCCCGACGGGAGAAGGCUUAGUUAGUGCUUCAUACGACCGCACUGUACGAUUAUGGGACCGGAGCAAGGGGCAUUCGAGGGAUAUAUACCAUACGAAACGGAUGCAAAGAGUAUUCUCCGCAAAAUUCACACCAGAUAACAAGUACAUCCUCUCCGGCUCGGACGACGGCAACAUCCGUCUCUGGCGCGCAGAGGCAUCUUCGCGGAGCGGCAUCAAAACUGCACGGGAGAGACAGAAACUUGCGUAUGACGAGGCGCUUAAGCAGCGGUAUGCGCAUAUGCCUGAGAUACGCCGCAUCACGCGCCACCGCCACCUCCCCAAAGCUAUAAAGAAGGCUGGCGAGAUUAAAGCUGAAGAGAUUGCUGCAAUUAAGCGGAGAGAGGAGAAUCUACGCAAGCAUACUAAGAAGAAGGGCACGAUGCCGAGGCAAAGCGAGAGAGAGAAGAUGAUUUUGGCUAAGGAACAAUAA
Molecule: messenger RNA, 1362 nt
Organism: Histoplasma capsulatum G186AR
Lineage: Eukaryota; Fungi; Ascomycota; Eurotiomycetes; Onygenales; Ajellomycetaceae
Product: U3 small nucleolar RNA associated protein
Exons: 3
Coding region: 19-1362 (447 amino acids)
Biological process (GO): maturation of SSU-rRNA from tricistronic rRNA transcript (SSU-rRNA, 5.8S rRNA, LSU-rRNA)
Cellular component (GO): nucleolus; small-subunit processome
Molecular function (GO): protein binding
Source: RefSeq, a predicted model, not a curated record